AUGAUUCCGACUCCUUCGCUUGCGCCCCCGCCUCACGAGGAUGUCCCGAACCUUCUGGAGUUUAUCCAGGACCGACGUGCCGGGACAGAUGCCGGAGACCUUCCUGCCAAUGCGAACAAUGGGCUCUUUCGGCCGAGAGGCCCUCCAGGGCUAGGCUUGGAAGAUGGACUCCGAGGACAACAGGCUGCAACGAGUGCCUGGUUUCCACAAGUUCCUUCUUUUCCCGAGUUUCCUCAGAGGGACGCAAGAGCAGACAGCUACCAGGAGCUUUGGACGUGUCGGGUGUGUCAGAGCAGCGAUUGCAGAUGGGAUAGAAUGAGGGACAGUUGGUUCUGUGGACAGUGCGGCUCUAGUCAGCUGUAUGAUGCCUCGCAGCCAACCACAGAAGAGACCUCACAGGGCGUGUGGACGUACAUACCACAUGCCUCGCCUUCUUCUUCAGGUUCCUCUCCGAGGUCUUCCGCAUCCUCCGCUUCUACUUGGGCAAGGCCACGAGCACAGAGAGGAGUUCGACAUCGACCAGGGCCAGAGCCUCCUGAUCGCCAGCUAGGUGAGACGGCGGAGAGUGAAGCUCCAACCUUGGACCCGACAGUGACUCCGAGCGAGAACGGCUUGAGCGACCAAGGCGGCCGGCAACAAAGGCCGAACCGAAGACAGAGGCGAGCGGAACGACUUGGGAAAGGCGAUCGCCCCACUGCAAGAAGUGAGCCCGAACCGGACUCCACAACAAUACGCGAUCUCAGGAAGCUUCUCAAGGGCAAGAACGGCUCGGACCCCGGGUCGUGGGCAAGCGGCCUUGGCCCUGAGAAGGGCGUACGAUGGAGGGGAGGCACGCCUCCUGCCCCUCCUAAGUGGCAUUACAGCAAAGACGACUUGCGGGCCUUCAGCAAGUUCGAGCGUCGUGUGGGCAUCUGGCAAUUGCAAAUCAAGCCGUACAUGAGUGAAGCAGAGGCAGCUUUGACUUUGUACUGCAGCCUCUCCGGUGAACCCGAAGAGGAGCUGGAACACAUCGACAUCAACAAGAUCUAUGCUAAGGACGGCAUCAGCUUCUUGAUGGAACAGCUCAGGGGACCACUUCAAGCCAAGCAGAUUUACCUUAAGAGGAAGUAUCUUUCGGACUAUGAAACUAUUGGCCGGUUUCCUGGGGAGUCGCUUCGGAACUAUGUCAACCGAUACCAUCGGGCGGAAAAAGCUCUUCUCAGCAUUGGAAUAGAUGUCGGUCUGACCUACGACGCCGAGAGCAGGGGAUCGAGGCUACUUGAUCGGGCCAAGUUGUCCACCGAGCAGCAAAGGAUGGUGCUCGUGGGCACGAGUCAGAGCCUGAGCUUCGAUGAUGUUAAGAAUGCCCUCGUCCUGCAGUAUCCCGACCACAAGCCGCCACCGUUCCUUCAGGGCCAGGGCUACCGUGACCAAGGCCAGAGCGGAGGCUCAAGGCCACCGAAGGGAAACGGCAAAGGCAAGUUCUACGGGAAAGGCGGCGGCCAAGGCUCUUCUUCUUCCCCGACAACGGCGACUUCGAGUGGCAACGGCAACCCUUAUCGUAAGGCCUACGUUGCCGAUGUGAACGACCAGCACAACGAGGACGAUCAAGGCCAGCAGCUUGAUGCCAUUCCCGAGGAUGACAACGGCGAAGCAGAGGAGGCCUAUGACGAGGAGGAGCUGAUACCAGACAACGGCGACGAGGAGGCCAUCGACGACGAGACGGUGGAGUCAUUGAUGGAAGUGCUCACCGUGACCAGCCGCAAGCUUCAGGCGAUGACACAAGGUCGAAAGUAUCGUGGUGCCCCGAGGAAAUCCAUUGAGGAACGAAAGAAAACCUCAGCCUGUUCGGCUUGCGGACAGGUGGGACACUGGGCAGGAGAUCCAGAAUGCAGCGCGAGCGCCAAAGGCAAAGCCAGCGGCAAAGGGAAGCACCCAGCUUCCACAGACGGCGGCGACAAGAGAGCAGCUGCACAAAAAGUUUUCUCGGUGCGACAUGCCGGUGGUCACGAAGUGCUCUAUGAUUUCUCUGAGUUUGAAGCCGGUGACCCCUCGCAAGGCCUACGAGAUCCAGCGGGCCAGGUGCACAGGACAUUGGUGGUUUUCCAGUCAGCUGAGUGCACCUGCCUAACCAAUCUCAGUGAACUGCAGGGCUACUGUGUUGUGGAUACAGCGUGCCAGAGAUCGUGCAGUAGUCGGCAAUGGUGUGAUUCACAUGUGGAGCUGCUCAAAAGCUUCGGGUUGAGCGCAAAGUGCGCCCGGCGCCUUGAGGCAUUCCAGUUCGGCGCGGGGCCGCCGCAGCGGUCGGACUCCUGCAUGUACUUUCCUGUGGGUUUCGACGUGAGCCAACCUAUGCUAGCCAUGAGUGCAUCGAUUCUCGACAACAUAUCAAUCCCUUUUCUCGCAAGCCUCGCCGUGCUUAAGAAGAUGAGAGUUGUGUUGGAUUUGGCUCGCCAAAAGGCCUACAUCGGGCUGCUCGAUUGCACAGUCGACCUGCACCUCCUUCAAGGCCAUCUGUGCUUAAAGAUUUCCGAGUUUCCCGCAAGUGCCCCGCAGUUUGAUUGGAGUGAGCUGGAUUACCAUGAUUGCGAGUUCCUGUGCAGCACACAGAUCAUGCAGCAAGUCGGGGUCAUGCAAGAGAGUUCGUCUCGAGAUCAAGUGUUGAUGAGUUUUGUUAGUGAUGCUGGCAACUCCUCCAGUAUGGUUGAGCAACUGGAGAAGGAUGAUCCGGGCCGUCAGGCGGACAUUGGCCCUUGCUGUGGCACUGUCACAUCGGGCAUGCAAGCUGGGGGAAAGGGCCACGGUCGUGAACACAAUCCAGGACGCAAAGGCGAGCCGCUCAAAGCCGAAAAAGAAGCCACAGAUGCAGGUGCCCCCUCAGAAUUGCGCACAUCAGUCAAUGAAGAGGCACGGCAACGCCCAGGGGCGGUUCGCAACAUGCAACACAUGCCUCGCCCGCUGGAAGUGGGAAGACGAUGGACCAACCCCUGGGUGGCGCUUUCAUCCGUCUUCCAAGUCCUGUGUGCUGCCCUUGCCGUCGGCCCAGAGUGUGGUGGACGGCUCGUGGACCCCAGCAACAGCAUCCUCUUCAACGGCGCCACCGGGAUCAGCGGCGAAGACGCGACCUCGUCCGACUUCAGCAACUUCGGUGUCAGGGUACCAUGGGACACCGGCGAUGGAAACCGAGACGUUCCCCUUGACCGAGGACGAGGAGGACGAGGACUUCGAUUGGAGCGAGCUGUGAGCUCGCAGCAGCAGGCUGGGAUCAAGAAGGGCACGCAAAAGCGCAUGAUCAACAACAUUGAGAAGACCAUCCAGCUGCUGAACCGCGAGAUCAACGUGUACGAGGACCACGCCCAGGAGCCCAACAACAAAUUCGAAGCCGACUUCAUGGAGCUGUUUUGGCACCAUAAGUUCAAGAAGCCGGGGCUGGAGUGCAGUUUGGCCCAACGUGCCAACCACUACGGCCUCUCCUUUGUGGACUUUGGCAAUCUUGACAUGGGCAAACAACCACGUGACAUCUAUGAGGCUCUCCUCAGAGCCAAGCCACAGGUCAUCUUCGUGCACAACAUGCAACGACUUUGGAGAUACGGCAACAUCCUCAGCGAGACCAUCCUCAAAUGUUGCGAACACCAGGUGAAUUCAGGAGCAAGCUUCAUCAUCGACUUCGACAUGAACACCCACGAGGACCCCUACGGCAUCAUGGCGACCAUCAGCAACAUGCCCGAAACCAAGGAGGUGAUCUUUAAGGACGACCCGCAGGGCAUGGCGCACACGUUCGUGACGAACAGCAAGUGCCUUGCACGUGCAUCCAAGAAGGCACCUGGGACACAUGACGUUGCUGAUGCGGUCUUAGCCUCGAUCCAAGGCGAAGCCCGCAUGAAGUGUCCAUGGAGGUUUGAUGUUGAACCACACAAUGUGUGGUAUGCUCCACCCUUGGAUGAACCUGAGGCGUGGAUGUCCUUCAUUGAGUCCUUGGAAAAACGACUGGGGCGGAGCCGCUACUUCUACCUCUCUGAAGGUUCUAAAGAGAUGAAGCAGCUGAAGCAGCUGGUGCCAUGGGAGAUCACCCGUGCUCAGGUUUGUGCACAACCCAUGACCCGCAGACUUCCAAGCGAUAUCCCCUUUACCCAUAGAGGGGCAGCUCUGAUCCUCAACACGGGCAAGCUCCACGUCGAGAGCGAAGACAUGGGUGAAGUGCGGCAGCCAAAGCUGAAAUUCGAUACCCCCGUGCGGAUUGCCGUGCUGUUCUAUGGCAUGGCCGAGGACGACAAGCCCACCGAGAAGGACGGCAACAUCCCUGAUGUACAUGUACCCGGGCUUCGCACUGACAUCAGCUUUCCUGGAAUUCCGGAGACCAUCACCAAAGAGGUGAAAGCAGCAGUGGCUCGGUUGCAUUGUAAUGCCGGUCACCCGCCGAAGCAAGAGCUGAUCAGGCUGUUGGCCGCCCACGGGUCAAUAAACGCUGCUGUCCUCACUGCGCUGGAACACUUGAAGUGCGGCACUUGUGAAAGGGCACGGGCACCUCUGAAGCCUCGCCCUGCUGCGGUUCCUGAGUUCGUUGGCCAGUUUGCUGAGCAGUUGCAGGAGCAGCUGGACACGUGCCUGAGUGCGGCCAUUUGGGCCGUAAACACUAGCAUCCACACCAGAGGGAGGAAAACAGCGACCUCACGAGCCAAAAUCAACGAGCUGCUACCUGGAUCUAUGGUGGCAUACUGGCGGUGGAACUUAAAGGCACGUGGUCGCAAGCGAGGCGGCUACAUCCUAGGAAGGCUCGUGGUCAAGGACGACAAGAACGCGUGGGUGCAGAGCGGCGGUUCCUUGGUGCAGGUCACACACGAGCAACUGAGACCUGCGGUGGGCAUCGAAACAUGGGUGCCAAGCGCUGAAGAUGUACGUUUGCUGAAGGAAGGUGGCAAGCUCCUCCAGGCUGGCCUUUGGGAUGACGGACGUGUGAAGCAGGAGCUGAACAAGACGACGGUGAAGCCUACCAGCUACCAGCUCCUGGACGUGACGUUCCACAGCGUGCAGAACCACAGCCACUUGGAGAGGAACAAGCAGUCAGUUUACCUCCGGGGCCCUCGGCUCCACAACUUGCUGUACCACAACCAGACGCCUCUCCUCAGAACGUUCAAAUCUUUUCGCCUCGUUACCAUCAACAAAAUAUUUGGCAGAUGGGUGACGACGCCAGGCCGGGAAGGACGCGGUCGAGAUCGACAGGACGAGCCGCACCAACACCCCGGACACCACAACUACAACCUCCUACACCUCGACAACCUUCAACGCCAAAGGUACCUGCAACACCAAGGCGGCGUGCAUCGGCAAGGCUGGACCAAAUCCGUGACGGAGUUCCUGCUACGCCGAACCUGA
Messenger RNA from Symbiodinium sp. CCMP2456, 5349 nucleotides. Lineage: Eukaryota; Dinophyceae; Suessiales; Symbiodiniaceae. The record is from the annotation of a GenBank genome assembly.